AUGUCCGUUGAUGGCGACAAGGCGCGGGGGUUCUGGGCAACAUGGGCCGCAUUCAUCGCGCCCUUCAACGCACCCGUCGCUGGCCGACAAUGCGGUUGGCGCCCGAUCGCCCUGCGUCCCCCUUACCUCGCCGGCGUUGUGUGUAUAAUGUUGACCAUGUUAUUUACACUGGAAGGACUCAGGCGAUAUAGCAAUCGCGAAGGAGGACUGGUCUUUUUUACCGAUACGGACGAUGUCUCCCCUCUGGAAUCCUUUGGUUAUAACUACGUGCCCAUCAUUUUGGCUCUCUUGCUUAUGAUGGUGUGGACGGUGACCGAUUUUGAUGUUCUUCGUCUCGAGCCGUAUUUUCAAUUAUCCAAGCCUGACGGAGCCCCGGCCGCAGUUCUCUUCAUCAACUACAAUUUCGGUCAGACCAUCCUCACUCCUAUCAAUGCCGCCCGCCGCCGUCACUGGAUUGUUCUUUGGGUCUCUAUGGUUACCUUAUCGAUUCGCAUGAUUCUUCCCGCGCUGCAGAGUACAAUUUUCGAGCUACGAGAGGUAGAUUUGGUUGUAUACGAAACGAUGAAGAGUUGGCCAACCCUGGUGGAUUUGAAUACCCAAGCGAUCUGGAUGUCGACGCAAGCGAACAACACCGUUGAUUCCGUUCUCUCAUCUGAUGAGCGACUGCGUCGUUCCAGAUCUUCCGAUUUUGCGAUCGCACCAGUCGAAAUCCCGAGCAACGAGGCCAACCACGCAGAAGAGGAAACGCUGUGGACCUUGGACCAGGAGCUUUAUUGGGCCCAGACAACGUGCGAGAAUGUGGGUGUGGAUGAUGAUCUGUCAGUCACCAUUGGCCAAACGACGAACGGGUAUCCAACGAUCUCGUGGAAUGCCAGUGGCAUCGAUAUGGAGGAUACGUAUGGAGACACGGUCCAAUGUAAACUGGAUUUUCACUACGACAGCAUUUGGUUUCCCUCCACCGAUUACCUUCAGGUCCGAUACUGGGAGCCUGUCAUGAGUGGCUCAGCCACGGCCGCGUUCUCGAAUCACACGCAAGCUUUCACGGCAACCGGGUGCGAUCCAUACGACAUCUAUGGGAUGCUUAUUGAAGUCAACGCAACCGAGUCUAAAACUUCCCACGAGACUGAAUAUUCUGCCUCUGGAAUCGCCUUUGCUUGUGACAUCACCUACCACAAAGCCGAUGCACGUGUUUUGAUGCACUCAAAUAGCUCCGUCGAAUCCAUCCAGAUUCACCCUGCGACGACUCGGACUCUAACUUCGGCAGAAUUCAACAUCGAUCAUUUCCAGGCUCUUCUUUCUCGACGCGCUCCGUACACUAGUGACAUGCUCUUCAUUCGUAAUAAUGCUACCACCGGCGCUCGCACGAUCACUGAGCUUCCGGUUAUUAGCCAAGAGCUGGGCGAUCUCCAACCCUUUUUGGUCCUUGACAUGUCCUCAAUCAUGACUGAAGCAGACUUGGUAUCCAGAAUUACUCGCGAUGUCAAGCAGACCUUUGUUCUAACUCUCGGGCGUCUCUUUGAUCCUGAUCGCAAGCCUACCAUCAUUCCUGCCACUCGGAGCACAACCCAAGUCGCCAUCUCUAUCGUACCAUUCGCAGCUCUUUGGUCUGAGCUCAUUCUCGGAUUGGCCACCUUGACCGCUAUCUACCUUAUCUUUAUAUACCGGUCUCGCGAGACCUUUCUCAAAAGUGACCCUGGCUCGAUUGGGGCCAUGUGUAGUAUCGCCGCAAACAUCUUCCACCCUUCGAACAUACUCGCCGAACCGCACGCCGAAUUCCAUCAAUUUUCCACCCGUCAAUUACGUCGAAUAUUUCGGAAUGCAAGAUGCCGCUGGCGGCUUGGCCCGUCAGGCAAUCAAAUCGAGAUACUUGCGGAUGAUGGUUCACCCGUACAAUUGGAGCCAAAUUUGCGGCUCUCCAACGACCCUAUGCCUCAUUUCCUUCUCAUCCCCUUCUUCAUUGUUGAGUUCUCAGCCCUGGCGGCAGUCAUCAUUCUCAUGGGCCUGGUUGUCUCUUCUCUUGUCAAAGAUGGCAAAUUUCGACAUUUAAACCAGUCGGAUUCAAGCACUCUUCAGGUGGUUCUUUCCUUCUUACCCUCAGUCGUGGCAUCAUCAGUGAGCUCGUUGUGCACAUCGAUCCAUCGGAAUCUCAGCGUACUGGAGCCAUGGGUUCACCUACAACGUGGGAUGGCGUCAGCGCGGGCUUCUCUUUCGCUCAACUACUCAUCUCAGAGCCCGUUUGCCGUAUUUUUCAAAGCUGCUCGUGACCGACAUGUCCUGCUUGGGCUGGUGUCUUUGGCCUGUGUCGUUAACAUGAUUCUGACUGUCGUUGCAGGCGGGCUGUUUACUCAGGAACUAACGUCUUCCACAAUGCCGACAAAUGACCUGAGCAUGAACUAUAGUCAGUUCAUGUUCUGGCGCACAGACUUUGCGGCUGAAUUCACCGAGUAUGACUUGAUUCAGACGAGUAUCACCAGUGGAGUCCCCAUGUUGUCUUGGACAAGCCCCAAUCAAUCCUUCAUUCCGGUCCAUGUCCAAAAUCGUGACCCAGACGCACUCUACGGAGCAACAACUCUAGGCGUGGGGGCAUCGUUGGAUUGUACUGCCGUUUCGCCAGAUCAAUCCCUUUACCGGAACCAGACAUCAGGUCACGAGUACUGGCAUUAUUCGCUAUUUGACAACUCCUCGGUGCAAUGCGUGGCACAGAUGCCAUCCUUGAAAAGUAAGAAUGAAGGUAUUGCGCUUUCAAUCCACUUUUUGUCCCCUGCGGAUAUGAACGGUUCGGAUGUCUGUCAAACCUCCACGGUUCUCGUUGUUGGCCGUUGGGACUACCUAGCAGACACUCCGAUCAACGACAACAACACCAUUGCCCUACACUGCGAGCCCAAGAUUCAAAUGCAGAACUAUUCGCUCCUCUUUGACCAGAAGGGCCAAAUUUAUGGGCACAAGCCCAUUGCAAAGACAUUGAUCACGGAAGGGGAGAUGUUCGAGAACGCCACCGUCAGCCUGGGUCAAUUUAACAAGGUGUUUGCAGCCAUUCCGGAAAGCUACGUGGGCAAUACCAGUUCUCACAAUGGCUCGUACAACAUAUCAUCUUAUGACUGGGCUGGAUUUCUUGUCGCUCGUCUCUAUCAACGUGAUGACCCUGACUUUGACUCUCUGCGCCCCGAGAAAAUGAUAGAUUUGACUCAAACAGUCUACGAAUGGGUCUAUAGUACCUAUUUCUCCAUUUGGCGAGACAUUUAUCUCAAUCCUCUGGACAAACCUUUGCCGGCCGAAAAUGCUACUGUCAUCAGAAGCACUUGGACGAUGGUACCUUCCGUGCCAUCACUUGCAAUUGCAUUGAUCAUCAUCGCCUUCGACACGUUGGUCGUUCUCAUCGUAUUUGGGACACGGCGAGGCCGCUUUCGAGGCCCACGGAUGCCACGGUCCAUUGGCGCUAUCAUACCUUGGAUUGCGCACAGUCGGAUGCUACGUGACUUUGAUGACACGCAUUCGUGGAAUAACACCCAACGACGUGCCCACCUUACGACCUUGGACAAGCGUUAUGGCUUUCGCAUGUUCAUGGGGCCUGAUGGCCGCUGGCGUUUUGCGGUGGAUGAAGAGCCAACUGAGGCGAAAUGUCCAGAUUCUUCACCCCCCGACACCCCAUCCCCAGUCCCCCAGGCUGAACCAGAGGCCGAGGUCAACAAGAUCACAUCUAUCCAACUGCAAGAGUUAUCAGGAUCGCAGUCACGGACGCGAAAUUAA
This is a messenger RNA of Penicillium maclennaniae, 3747 nucleotides long. Its product is annotated as DUF3433 domain-containing protein. The coding region runs from base 1 to 3747 and encodes 1248 amino acids. The record is from RefSeq and is a predicted model, not a curated record. Lineage: Eukaryota; Fungi; Ascomycota; Eurotiomycetes; Eurotiales; Aspergillaceae. The transcript is spliced from 2 exons.